Neurospora crassa OR74A is the source of this 1645-nucleotide messenger RNA. RefSeq names its product PQ loop repeat protein. Bases 341 to 1369 code for a protein of 342 amino acids. The transcript is spliced from 5 exons. The record is from RefSeq and is a predicted model, not a curated record. Lineage: Eukaryota; Fungi; Ascomycota; Sordariomycetes; Sordariales; Sordariaceae.
GCACACCUCACCUCGGUCCAAGGCGGGCGCUUUUUCGGCAUCCCAUUCCGGGAAUUUUCUUCUUUUUUCCUCUUUUGGUUUUAUAUUUCUGCAUCUCCAUGCAUGUCGCCAUUGAUGCACACUGUUGAUAGACGAGCACAUCAUCACUGUCGUCCUAAUUUUUACUUGUCAUUACUUUACUUAUCAGACCGCAAGUCUUGAUCGCGAACGAAUACAUAUCUACCUACCUACUACACAGCUGUACCUCGGGAGAUUGAUGAGUUUUCAUCAUCAGCACCGUUGCGGACAAUAAAGACAACACCAAAUUAAGUAAUUAAAAGAAAGGUUACUCAAGACAUCCAUGGCGCCUCAAACAGAAAUCCCAGUUGCCGCCAAUGUACUUGGGACGAUAGGAACUGUCUUCUGGUGUGUCCAGCUCAUCCCACAAAUAUGGACCAACUACCGCACCAAAAGCACAACCGGCCUCCCGGGAACCAUGAUGUUCCUCUGGGCGCUGUGCGGCGUUCCGUUCGGGGUGUACGCGAUAGCCCAGAACUUUAAUGUACCCAUCCAGGUGCAGCCACAGGCAUUCAUGACGCUUUGUUUAGUUGGUUGGGCGCAGAUUUUGAUAUAUGGAUCAAAAUGGCCAACCUGGAAAGCUACUCUCCUAGCCUUGAUUGUAGCUUGCGUGUUUGCCGGUGUUGAGGCUGCCCUGAUCUUGACACUACGGCCCCUUUACGAAGAAGGCAACGAAACCCCCGUCCGAGUUAUCGGCAUCAUAGCCGCCAUCCUCCUCGCCGCCGGCCUCCUGCCUCCCUACGGAGAAAUGUACAAGCGGCACGGUCGAGUCGUCGGCAUCAACUGGAUCUUUCUGUCGAUGGACUGGUCAGGAGCCUUCUUCUCCCUCAUGGCCGUAGUGACGCAAAAUACGUUUGACGUCCUGGGUGGUGUGCUCUACAUCAUUUGCGCCUUCCUCGAGCUAGGCAUCUUUGCGUCGCACUUGAUUUGGCUGGUGAGGACGAGAAGCAUAAGGAAGCAACUCAAAAAGGACGGCAAGACUUUUGACGAUUUGUUGGGCGAGUAUGAGAAGCGGGGAGAGAGUUGGAAGUGGGCAGAGAGGGAUUUGGAUUUGGGGAGGUUGAAGUUUUGGGCGAGGAAGGACAAGAAGAGGGAAGAGGAGGAGGGUGAAGUGGAGAUUGAGCAAAGGGACUUGGAAAAGCAGGAUGUCAGUAAUUCUGCUGCUGAUGCUGUGGAACAGCAACGUGAUGGGGCUUUGGACAGUAAGAUGGCGAUGGCUGAGGCACAAAAUCAAAACGGGAACGCGGAGGAUACAGAUGCAAGUACGCCUACCAUGGUGGAUGGGGAGAACAGGGCGGUAGACAGGGCCUGAAGGGGACGGCGUGAUGGAUGGAUGCCUGAUGAGGAUAUACAGAAACGAAGCUGGAUGUUGAGGAACAACAAAAGAGAACUGGAAUAGUUGGUUUUGGUUUCGGGUUUGGAUAUGAUACCAUGGCUGGAACUUCGCUACGGGAUACGAAGGCUGUGCGAGUGAACGCAUGAUAGCCAGGGACACAUCAGCUGGUUGAACAUGAAAAAUGAAAGUAGGAACGAGGAUAUAUGAGGAAUGGAAGCCGCUGACGGCUAGCAGAUAGUAAUAGAAUCCAAG